Iphiclides podalirius (scarce swallowtail) is the source of this 234-nucleotide messenger RNA. The record is from the annotation of a GenBank genome assembly. NCBI's taxonomy places the organism in Eukaryota, Metazoa, Arthropoda, Insecta, Lepidoptera, Papilionidae.
AUGCUCUAUGGACCAUCUGCACCGAUUUCAAAAGAAGAUUUCGCCGUUGCUUAUAGUAAUCCAGUGAAGGAUUUCAUCGAUUAUCUAAUUCAUAAACAAGCAAAGAACGUUAUAAAUCGAGGUGAUGGGAAAAACGUGACACCUGGGCCCUCAAUGAUUGAUGUGCCAAUGAACACAAAUAGCUGUACAGACGGCGCCGUGAAGGAUAUCUACGGAGCGUGUAGAAUACCGUGG